This is a messenger RNA of Rosa chinensis, 1282 nucleotides long. Its product is annotated as protein EARLY FLOWERING 4. Bases 86 to 433 code for a protein of 115 amino acids. Lineage: Eukaryota; Viridiplantae; Streptophyta; Magnoliopsida; Rosales; Rosaceae. Gene Ontology annotation, cellular component: nucleus. The transcript is spliced from 2 exons. The record is from RefSeq and is a predicted model, not a curated record. Gene Ontology annotation, biological process: positive regulation of circadian rhythm; entrainment of circadian clock.
UUUUGUUGCCACCGACCGAACCCAAAGCAAAGCAGACAAAGAAACCUACCUACCAAACCGACCAAAAAAUUUCCAUGCAGCUCACAUGACCACCCGCGAAUCCUCCUCCGGACUCGACUCUUCGAGCAUGGACGAUCAGCCCACCAAACGCACCGUUUCACUUGAUCCGGAACCCGAACCCGGCGGCGAGGUCUGGGUCGAAAACUUCAACCGCAGCUUCCGCCAGGUGCAGGCCGUCCUCGACCGCAACCGCGCUCUGAUCCAGCAAGUCAACGACAACCACCAGUCCCGGAUUCCGGCCAACAUGGUCAAGAACGUCGCCCUCAUCCAGGAAAUCAACGCCAACAUCCGCAAGGUCGUCUCGCUCUACUCCGACCUGUCCUCCGAUUUCUCCACCGUCUUUCCCAACAAGGAGCGCUGCGAUCCCAACUAGUCCGUCCCUCGGCGUUUUGCUAAGAGGAUUACAGUGCAACUGCUUUCCUGUUGAACCUGCCAAACUAAAGACGAGGUACUUAUGGCUUUUCGCUCAAUGCCUUGUUCGUUGCUAGGUCUCAUGUUAAGCAAUCUUCUCAGCAGGUCAACACGGAAUGUUCAGAUGAGUAGCUUGUUAUUAGUUAGGAUCUGAAUUUGGGUGGUGAAGAAUGAGUACAUGCUGCUCCAUAGUAGAGGGCAACUUCUCCCACCUAUUCUCAUGAAAGAAAUUUGCGACCAUCGGAUUAGCAACUUCUGAAUCUGUUUGGUUAAGUUGUAUUGUGGAUCUGCUCUGCUAUAGUUCUCUGCCUUGUAUUGUAAAAGACCACUAUAUUUCAACCUCCCGUGAUAUUCUUACUGAGACAUUGAUUACUGAAUAGUAAGGAAGAAACUCUUUCGUUGCCUUCCAAGGAUUCAAGAGUAUCAUCAUUUUGAAGAUCUUUUACCGGAUUUAAGUUCAUGGUAUAAGCAUAAGAAGUCUAGACCUCUUAUCUACAGUUCCUGUACUCCUGUAGUAGCUGUGUUAGGCUUGAAACUGUUCUGGAGGUCUUAUGAUUCAAUCACUUUGCAGCCUAAUAUGAUCAGAACACUGGAAGUGCGGGCAUAUUGGCAAUUCUUGUUUCAAGCUUGUUUAUCCUUCAGCUCACUUAUAUGCUUAUUACCUGUUGUUGAUUACGAGGCUACUGGAUUCGGUUGGUUCAUUUCAAGCUUUCAGCUUUGGUUUUGAUGUGGUUCAAUAGCAAGUUUGCUGUUAGGAACAGUCAACAAAUUCUAUCAUUAAUGCUAAACAAUGUUAUACCAUUUGUAUCUA